Messenger RNA from Chanos chanos (milkfish), 819 nucleotides. RefSeq names its product E3 ubiquitin-protein ligase RNF182. NCBI's taxonomy places the organism in Eukaryota, Metazoa, Chordata, Actinopteri, Gonorynchiformes, Chanidae. The record is from RefSeq and is a predicted model, not a curated record. The transcript has 2 exons. Bases 1 to 819 code for a protein of 272 amino acids.
AUGGGAGUCAAUGGGGUGAUGCUCCACGCCGGGCAGAAACCAGUGACCGACAUGGAGAAGUCUGAGCACGUCCCUGAGCAUGAGGCCAGGAUGAGUACUCCUCAGGCAGACGCGGAAGACAGACCGUCCAGCGAUGACCUGGAGUGUAAGAUCUGCUACCAGCGUUACAAUGCCCACAGCCGUAAGCCCAAGAUCCUGGACUGCCUGCACCGCGUGUGUGCCCGCUGCCUCAACAAGAUCCUGGACAUGGGCGACGGCUCGGGCUGCAUCAGCUGCCCCUUCUGCCGCCACGAGACUCAGGUCACGGAGUACGAGGUGGCCGGCCUGCCCGACGACUCCAACAUCAUGUCCAAACUGGCCACCAGGGACAAGUCCUGGAGCUCCGACCACAGCAAGGAAGUGGUGCUGACGCCCAAGAGCCUCUCUUCGGACAGCCCGUCGCACGACUCCUCCAACUGCCUGGUCAUCACCAUCAUGGAGGUCCAGCGUGACUCUCAGCGUUCGCCCAGUAGAAACGGGAGCUCGGACUACUAUGGCGACCAGAGCCUGGACUCUGUGUCGGUGGGCUCAAACAGUGGCCCGACGGACCAGGACACGCUGUCUAAGUUCUGCCUCCACGUGCCCCGCAUCCUGGUCUGGUUACUGGGCUUCUUCUACUUCGGCUCACUGCCUCUGGGGAUCUACCUGCUGGUGAUUCAGAGAGUGACGCUGGGCAUCGUGUGCGUAAGCCUGGUGCCUUCUAGCCUCACUGUGUGUUUGGUCUACGGUUUCUGCCAAUGUCUGUGUCAGGGGAUGUGUGACUGCUCGUCCAGAGGGUGA